CCGCCCAAAUCUUUGUCCGGAGUAGCGGAAAAAAACCCUAACAUUUCCUUCUUCUAAAGCUCUUUUGUAAUCAAUCCACUCCCCAGCCCUGGAAUUUCUUCAAUUCGUUCUGUGCUGGUGUUCCGCGGUUUUGAUUGCAAGAAUUUCUCAUAUCAAUGGAAUCACGUCCAGAAGUUGUCGACGAUGAUGCCUUUAAUGAUAUAGAACCCCUAGUCAUAAACAAUCCAGAAGGCAAGAUGAUGAAAACAAUUAAGAAUUGAGUAAGAAUUUGAUUAGUGAUAAGUUGCACGAGGAAGUUGAGGAUUCACUCAAAAGAAAAAGAGAAAGUCCCUUUAUCAAUUUUGCGCUUGAAGCUUCACUAUCUGCCGGUUUGAUCAGCUCAUUACCAGAUCAAUCAUCAUCAAAGAGGCCCAAGUUAGACGAUCAUACAGUUCAAGCUUCUUAUGCUGACCCAUCAUCGGCGAGCAUCCAACUUAUUAGAGAUUCCACUGAAUCUCGCCACUACAUGAAAGCACUGAAGCAUAUCAAAGCUCUACAAUCCGAGUUUCCAUCUUCUGCACUCGUUCUGGCUCUGAAGGUACUUGUAUAUGCAAUAAUUGGCGGUGAAGUUGGAGUAUCAUCUGUUCUCUCAAAGACUGAGGCCAAGGUGUUCUCUGAUAUCUCAGCUUUUCCAGAUGUGCUGACAACAUUUGAGGCUGUUUGGUUACAUCUCGGUCACCUGGAUAAAGCGACUUAUAUUUACGAAUUUGCUCGUGUGGAAGAUUGUAACAGUUUCGGGCUGAUGAGGAGAUUGUUUAAUUGUUAUUCUCACAAAUCAUUAUUUGUAAAACAACUUAAGGUUUCCCUCAAAAUGUAUAAGCUUGUUCGGGAGGACAAAUUUCUGUUCUGGGCUGUUUUUUGCAUUCACUUACAGGUGCUUUCUCUUUUGAUCAAGAAGCACGGGAUGGAUAAUUUGUUGGAUGAACCAGAAUAAGUGACAAGAUUAGGCAGUUUCAUGAUAUGUGUAUUGGUGUAUCUGGAGAUUGGAAGAAUUUGAGUACAACUGUUAGUAUUUUGCGCAAGUAUAUGAGACAGUUGAAGAAAAAAGGUAAGGGAAGGCCCAUGGUCAAUAAAUUUGCAAAGUAUAUGGCAAAGAAGUCUCACAUGUUGAAUGGAGCGUUUGAAGUUAUUAUUUGCGCAUUCGAUGAGCUAGAGGUAUGAGUUUUGCUCUUUAUGAAGUUAGCUUCUGCUUUAUCUCUCGUUAGCUGUUAGUGUUUAUUCUCCAUGCUUACGAAUAGUUUGAAUGGCUGCUAUAACAUACUAGAAUUGCAUGUUAGAAAUGAGUAAAAUUAUGUCGAUCUCUUGGAAGAGAUCUCAAAUUUUCACUGAAAUUUGACUCGCAAAUUUAAAUAUAAAAAAUAACAUAGGCAAGUGUUUUGCUACUCGACGCAAAUAAUAUCUGAGAAAAGCUGGUUUUACCCAACCAAAUCUUCCACCCAUUCUUUUGCUUGGAAGACGCCAUGAAAGUGCCAUGCUUAGGAAACUAAGGCAAUGCCUUUACUUGAGGCAUAGAUGAAUUGGAAUUGAAAAUGGACGGAACAAUUUAGUUUUAGAUCUUCAAUUGGCUAUUGCUGCUUUGUGGAGAAGGCUUAGCAAUUUGUUGGACCAAUUCAAAUAUAGCAAGAACAGUUAAGUUUUCAUCGAUUCCAUGUUUUUGUUUGCUUUGAGUUGUCUUUCAACAUGUUGUUUCUUUGUUAGUUACCACACUGUCAUGUACUUAUUCACAGUAUUGGGUCUGGUAAUGGGCUGCAGAGACUAUUUAAUUCGUAGGCUUUUAAUUCUGUUGGGCUUGUGUAUUUGAAUGAGAAUAGGGUUACAAUAUUUCCUAGAGUUCUGAGUAGAUUGAUGUAAUCCUGGCUGUUGAAUUAAGUCAACCAGGAGUGGGUGAUUAAAUACCUAAUGAUUGUGUAAGAUUGAAAACUAAUGAAUGAAAAACCAUGUUUUCCC
This is a messenger RNA of Papaver somniferum (opium poppy), 1986 nucleotides long. Its product is annotated as N-terminal acetyltransferase B complex auxiliary subunit NAA25-like. The transcript is spliced from 9 exons. The record is from RefSeq and is a predicted model, not a curated record. Bases 506 to 973 code for a protein of 155 amino acids. Lineage: Eukaryota; Viridiplantae; Streptophyta; Magnoliopsida; Ranunculales; Papaveraceae.